CGCUGUCCUCUUGGUAAAAACUAAAAAACGGUUUCUCCUCUCUCACUUUGCUCUCCUACGAAGAAAAAUCGAUCCUCCGUCGCUCUAAAAUCUCUUUAAUCGUAUCUACAAAUAGAGAUAAACAGCUAUAGAGAUAUAGAAAUAGUCAAAUUUGCAGAUCACUUGUCAACAAUUGAACGGGGAUAGAGCAUUGGACCUGUGAUGCAAACCGAGACAUCUAGUCCGCGAGUUUCAAAGUGAGCUUUCUUUUUAUUUGUGCAAAUAUCGGAGUCUGAAAUCAAAAUUUUGGUUUGGCAUUAGAAGUUUAAGUUUUUGUUCUAUACAAUAUGGUGAGAAUGUGGUUUGAAAGGGUAUCUAGAGUGGCAGGGGGUGUGUAUUAUUUGGUAUACAUAGAAUAGGCAGAAGCUAUCAAGUUUUCAAUCCCCAAGAUUUUUUUUUUCACUCUGGGAUCAAAUCAGCGGCUAGCUUGUGUUUUCUGGAUUUGCUAUUGGCUGGAGAUGUCAAGCUACAUUGGUGUUCUCGUCUCUGAUCAGUGGCUUCAAAGCCAGUUCACGCAGUUUGAGUUACGCAGUCUCAACUCCAAGUUUUUAUCAAUAAAGAGCCAACAUGGAAAAGUUACAGUUGAUGAUUUGCCUCCUUUGAUGGAAAAGUUGAAGGCUUUUAGUUCAAUGUUCACUGAAGAUGAGAUUAGGAGUUUCUUGAAUGAGACAUAUUCUGACAUGAGCACUGAGAUUGAUUUUGAAGGCUUUCUCAAGAUAUAUUUAAAUUUGCAAGGUCGAGCUGCAGAAAAAAAGGGGGGUUCAAAAAACUCUUCAUCAUUCCUCAAGGCUGCCACAACCACUCUUCUUCACACAAUCAGUGGAUCAGAGAAAGCAUCUUAUGUUGCUCAUAUAAACAGCUAUCUUAGGGAUGAUCCAUUUCUGAAGCAGUUUCUUCCCUUAGAUCCGGCUACGAAUGAUCUGUUUGAUCUUGUUAAAGAUGGAGUUCUUCUAUGCAAACUUAUAAAUGUUGCUGUGCCGGGGACAAUAGAUGAAAGAGCCAUCAAUGUGAAACGAGUUAUUAAUCUAUGGGAGAGGAAUGAGAAUCAUACCCUGUGUCUAAACUCUGCUAAGGCUAUUGGAUGCACAGUGGUUAACAUUGGGACACAGGACUUGGUGGAAGGAAGACCUUAUCUGGUGCUUGGGUUGAUUUCUCAAAUUAUAAAGAUUCAAUUGUUAGCAGAUCUCAACCUUAGGAAGACACCUCAGCUUGUGGAAUUGGUGGAAGACAGCAAUGAUGUUGAAGAGCUUAUAGGAUUGGCUCCUGAGAAGAUCUUACUAAAGUGGAUGAAUUUCCAUCUCAAGAAAGCAGGCUACAAGAAAUCUGUUACAAACUUUUCUUCUGAUUUGAAGGAUGGAGAGGCUUAUGCUUACCUGCUUAAUGUUCUUGCUCCAGAACACCGUAGUCCAGCUACAUUGGACGCCAAAGAUCCAACUGAGAGGGCCAAAUUGGUACUAGACCAUGCGGAGAAAAUGGAUUGCAAGCGAUAUUUGUCUCCGAAAGACAUUGUUGAGGGUUCAACAAAUUUGAAUCUUGCUUUUGUGGCUCAAAUAUUUCAUGAAAGGAGUGGCCUCUCCACAGACUCCAAAAAGACGUCUUUUGCAGAGAUGAUGACAGAUGAUGUACAAACGUCUAGAGAAGAGAGAUGCUAUCGGCUAUGGAUCAACACUCUUGGGAUUGCUACCUAUGUUAAUAAUGUAUUUGAGGACGUUAGAAAUGGGUGGAUACUUUUAGAAGUGCUUGACAAAGUUUCUCCUGGAUCAGUUAACUGGAAGCAUGCAUCGAAGCCUCCAAUUAAGAUGCCAUUUAGGAAAGUUGAGAAUUGCAAUCAAGUAAUAAAGAUUGGGAAGGAACUUAAAUUUUCCCUUGUUAAUGUAGCAGGAAAUGAUAUAGUCCAAGGGAAUAAGAAGCUCAUACUUGCUUUCUUAUGGCAGUUGAUGAGAUUCACUAUGCUUCAACUCUUGAAGAACUUGAGAUCGCGUUCCCAAGGGAGGGAGAUAACUGAUUCAUACAUCCUAAAAUGGGCAAACCACAAAGUGAAAAGUACUGGGAGAACUUCUCAAAUGCAGAGCUUCAAGGAUAAGAGCCUAUCAAGUGGGAUUUUCUUCCUUGAGCUUCUUAGCGCAGUAGAACCAAGGGUGGUAAAUUGGAACCUUGUUACCAAGGGUGAAAGCGCCGAAGAAAAGAGGUUGAAUGCUACAUAUAUAAUAAGUGUUGCACGGAAGCUUGGGUGUUCGAUUUUCUUGUUGCCAGAGGAUAUCAUGGAGGUAAAUCAGAAGAUGAUCCUCAUCCUAACUGCCAGUGUAAUGUACUGGCGCCUGCAACAACAGGUUGAAGAGGGAGACUCAUCGCCAUUUCCAUCCCCCGUCAAUGGCACAACCUGUACUACUCCUGAUGCAUCCCCUGCACCAUCCAUUAGUGGCGAAGACGACACUUGUUCUUCUCUGGGUGGUGAAGUCUCAAUCUCAACUAUGGAUGAUACUGCUUCUGAUACUACAGUCUCCUCUCAGGUCGAGCCUGAUGAACAUCCCGACAGAGAAUGAACCACGAAAUGAAUACAAAAGAUGUCCGAAUAUGAUACAUGUGUGUAGUCACAUUACAGCGAGAAACAAUUGUCAAAGAAAGGAAGGAAAAUAAACAACUGAAAGGAAAAAAGACACGGUAGAAGGAAGAGAGAAGGAAAAAGGAUUUUGUAGAGUAUGUGGAGAGAGACCAAGAGAACUUGUUGGUUUAAAUAAAUGUGUGCCUCACUUUCUAUAGGUGGCUGCAGCUUGUACUGUUUAAGACAUGUUUUUUGACAAUAAUGUGCAUCAUAUACAAAGUUGAUCAUGCCA
Molecule: messenger RNA, 2873 nt
Organism: Tripterygium wilfordii
Lineage: Eukaryota; Viridiplantae; Streptophyta; Magnoliopsida; Celastrales; Celastraceae
Product: fimbrin-1-like
Exons: 15
Coding region: 498-2582 (694 amino acids)
Biological process (GO): actin filament bundle assembly; actin filament network formation
Cellular component (GO): actin filament bundle; cytoplasm; actin filament
Molecular function (GO): actin filament binding
Source: RefSeq, a predicted model, not a curated record